AUGGAACCGAUCUUCCAACCCCCUGCACGGGAAAUCCAACAGGGUAUACAUCGUAUAUCUGACAACCCGCAGAAUUCAAGGGUUGUAUCAUGCGAGGAGGCACCUGCUACGAUCGGCUCCCCAUUUCCUUUGCCCCGGGAGAAUGACAGUGUAAUAGAACCAUAUGACGCCUCUUCCCUCCUCUGGACGGACUCGGAAAUAUUGUUUCAAAAUCUUUUCUCCCAGGACUACGGCGUAUGGGACCAGAUGUUCGCAGGGACAGCUCAGCCCACUGGCGUAUCCCAGUACGGACAGGAAACCAGACACGACACCUUACCCCAGGAAGAUUUUGCAGCUGGUCAAGGUAGCCAUCAGGCUAUCAAAUUUGCCAACAGUCUCAUCAGUAAUAGUGUAAGUCCCUCGAAUCGAUCGUUUCAGUCACAGUCGAUCAAUCUCUCCGAGCCCUACUGA
Molecule: messenger RNA, 450 nt
Organism: Penicillium lagena
Lineage: Eukaryota; Fungi; Ascomycota; Eurotiomycetes; Eurotiales; Aspergillaceae
Product: C2H2 type zinc finger domain protein
Exons: 1
Coding region: 1-450 (149 amino acids)
Source: RefSeq, a predicted model, not a curated record